Molecule: messenger RNA, 1517 nt
Organism: Dendroctonus ponderosae (mountain pine beetle)
Lineage: Eukaryota; Metazoa; Arthropoda; Insecta; Coleoptera; Curculionidae
Gene: ort
Product: glycine receptor subunit alpha-2
Exons: 9
Coding region: 125-1459 (444 amino acids)
Biological process (GO): chemical synaptic transmission; chloride transmembrane transport; signal transduction
Cellular component (GO): synapse; membrane; neuron projection
Molecular function (GO): transmembrane signaling receptor activity; chloride channel activity; extracellular ligand-gated monoatomic ion channel activity
Source: RefSeq, a predicted model, not a curated record
GCUAUUAAGAACAAACCAUUUUUUUUAUACGCGACUUGAGGUUUUUCUGUUCGAUUUCUUCGAUUAAUUGUUUGACUUAAAUUGCAAAAAAACCUACAAUUUUCUUAGAAACUUAAGCAACCAAAUGAAAAACUUUGCAGGAUUUAGGGAGAUUUUUGUCGUUUUUUUUACUAUACUUUCAACCUUCGACGAGAUUAAUGGAGAGACCAUUUCCCUGUGCCCGAUAGAAUUUUAUCACGAGCAGUUUUCCGAACGUAAAGUGGAGCAUGAUUCGGACGAAAUAGCCACCGGAUUAACCAUCCGUGAUAUUCUACCGGAAGAUCCGAGUAAAUAUGACAAAAUGCGGCCUCCGAAGCGCGAUGGAAAUCCGACCAAAGUGUUUUUUCAUGUCACUGUUAUGGGGCUGGAUAGUAUUGAUGAAAAUUCCAUGACCUACGCAGCCGAUAUUUUCUUCGCCCAAACCUGGAAGGACCAUCGCUUGCGACUACCGGAAAACAUGACCACUGAGUACCGACUAUUGGAAGUGGACUGGCUGAAAAACAUGUGGAGACCAGAUUCGUUCUUCAAAAACGCCAAAAGCGUAACAUUUCAGACGAUGACCAUUCCCAACCACUACAUGUGGCUGUACAAGGACAAAACCAUCCUGUAUAUGGUCAAGUUGACUUUGCGCUUAUCUUGUGCGAUGAACUUCAUGAUCUAUCCGCACGAUACGCAGGAGUGCAAGCUGCAGAUGGAAAGCUUGUCCCAUACAACAGACGAUAUGAUCUUUCAGUGGGAUCCAGACGUUCCUUUGGUGGUUGAUGAGAACAUCGAGCUGCCUCAGUUGGCUUUGGUGAAAAAUCACACUGCUGAUUGCACCCAGGUGUACUCCACUGGCAACUUCACUUGUCUGGAGGUGGUGUUCCAGCUGAAACGCCGCCUAGGAUAUUACCUAUUUCACACCUACAUCCCUACCUGUUUGAUUGUGAUUAUGUCCUGGGUCUCCUUCUGGAUCAAGCCAGAGGCGGCGCCAGCCCGCGUCACUUUAGGAGUCACCUCCCUUCUAACGCUCUCCACUCAGCAUGCAAAGAGCCAAGCAGGUUUACCUCCUGUUUCCUACUUGAAGGCGGUCGAUGCCUUCAUGUCCGCCUGCACUGUAUUCGUCUUCAUGGCCCUGAUGGAGUAUUGCCUGGUUAACAUCGUGCUGGGAGACUCGGAUCUUCCGAAACCUCCAUCGGAGAAAAGGAAAUCGACCUCCAUAUUCGACACGCCGCCCUCCAAGUCCGAAAAUCCUCUGCUUCAAACUCAUGCCCCUCCUCCUCCUCCACCACCACUACCUCCAACGAUUCCGGUGAUAACGGCGGCCCAAAAGGCUCGAAACCGCGCCAUCAUCAUCGACCGCUUUUCACGGGUAUUUUUCCCGCUGCUUUUCACCAUUUUGAAUCUGUCCUAUUGGAUCAUGUUUGCCGAGUAUAUUUGAGCUGUUUUUAUUAGCGAAUUGUAUAGAUGGCAAAAAUAAAUGUUGAAAACUUUUUAAA